Haliaeetus leucocephalus (bald eagle) is the source of this 2564-nucleotide messenger RNA. RefSeq names its product lysophosphatidylcholine acyltransferase 1 (gene LPCAT1). Bases 400 to 1857 code for a protein of 485 amino acids. The transcript is spliced from 15 exons. NCBI's taxonomy places the organism in Eukaryota, Metazoa, Chordata, Aves, Accipitriformes, Accipitridae. The record is from RefSeq and is a predicted model, not a curated record. Gene Ontology annotation, molecular function: calcium ion binding.
GGCCGCCGCCGCGGAGUCCCUUCGUGCACCAGCUGCGCCUCAGCCCCUUGGAGAAAGCCAAGCUUCUGGUUCCAAGAACAUACAGCAGAGGAACUGGUGCCUGCCCAGUCCUGGAAGAUCUUUCUAGGUUGGGUCCUGUGUUGCCAUGUGAAUGCACCCUGCUGAAGAAGUGCACAUCACUGACUGGGAGCUGCUGUGAUGGACUGACUUCUCUGUAGUGCAGUAAGAUUUACAACACACCCAUACUAAAUAUUUACUUAAUGUGAGGCUGCAGAAAGGGAAAAGAGCAUGCGGAUGUAUUCACUGACAAACAGGGUCUGAAGAAGUAUGGAAAGCUAAGACUGCAUUAGGGUUAAAGAGUGUGCUGCGUUUCAGCUAUAAUUAAGGUGGAUUGCCUUCAUGACCUUGACUCUGUUUCCUAUCCGACUCUUUUUUGCUGCUUUUAUGAUGUUGUUGGCCUGGCCUUUUGCAUUCAUUGCUUCAAUGGGAUCUGAUGAGCAAGAGCUUGAAAAGCCCCUCUCCUGGUGGCGAAAGAUAGUGGAUAUUUUGCUGAAAGCAAUCAUGAGAAUGAUGUGGCUUGCUGGUGGAUUCCACUGGAUAAAUGUAAAAGGCAGACGGGCAUUGCCGACAGAAGCAGCAAUAUUAACUGUGGCUCCCCAUUCUUCCUACUUUGAUGCCAUUCCAGUAACUAUGACCUUCGCCUCCAUUGUGAUGAAAGCAGAAAGCAAAGAUAUUCCUGUUUGGGGAACUCUAAUCAAAUACAUCCGGCCAGUAUUUGUAUCUCGGUCAGACCAGGAUUCUCGCAGGAAAACUGUUGAAGAGAUUAAGAGGCGUGCUCAGUCUGAUGGUAAAUGGCCACAGAUAAUGAUAUUCCCAGAGGGCACUUGCACAAACCGAUCCUGUCUAAUUACAUUCAAGCCUGGAGCAUUCAUUCCUGGAGUUCCUGUACAGCCAGUUGUUUUGCGUUAUCCAAACAAACUGGAUACAAUCACGUGGACGUGGCAAGGGCCAGGAGCGUUAGAAAUUCUAUGGCUUACUUUGUGUCAGUUUCACAAUUCUGUGGAAAUUGAGUUUCUGCCUGUGUAUAUUCCUUCAGAAGAAGAAAGAAAAAAUCCAGUGUUAUAUGCCAAUAAUGUCAGACGUGUAAUGGCAGAGGCAUUGGGAGUUUCAGUGACAGACUACACAUUUGAAGACUGUCAGCUAGCUUUGGCUGAAGGACAACUUCGUCUGCCUUCAGACACGUGUCUUUUAGAAUUUGCAAAGCUUGUGAGAAGCCUUGGCCUGAAGCCAGAAACACUUGAAGAUGAUCUUGAUAAAUAUGCUGCAAGUGCCAUGAAAAUGAAAAAAGAAAAGGUUGAUCUUAAAGAAUUUUCAGCAUACUUGGAAUUUCCAGUUUCUCACACAUUAGAAAGUAUGUUUGCGCUGUUUGAUGAGAAUGAAGACGGUAUAAUUGACAUACGGGAAUUUGUCAUUGCUCUGUCAGUUGUCUGUAAGCCAUCCAAAACUCUGGAAACAAUUCAGUUGGCAUUUCAGCUGUACCAGUCAGAAAAUGGAACUAUAACAGAAGAGGAUUUAGCUCAUAUUCUGAAGACUGCCAUGGGUGUGUCACAGAUUAAUGUUACGCAUCUUUUUAGAGCUGUAGAUGAAGAAGAAAAAGGAAAGAUUACAUAUGAUGACUUCUACAGAUUUGCUGAAUUGCACCCACACUUUGCAGAAGACUAUCUCUAUGCUGAUCAGAUGGGAGCUGAGAGUGGCUUGGAGACUUCAUCUCUUUCUGCUCCUAAUGGUAUCUGUACUGACUUCAGCCCUGAAAACGCUGAAGAUAAAAACAAGCCCCUGCAGAAGAAACUGAAUUAACACUACAACUGUUACCUUCCUCUCCUGGUGAGAGGAUUGUCUUUUCUUGGGAUUUUCAUAAGUCACUCCAACUAUACAGCAAAUACCAGUUUUGUGUGUGAAAGUUCUUCUACCUUAAUACUGUUCUUUGAAUCGUAUGUGCUAUAUUUAACAACAUGUUCCAGGUUACUUUGGGGAAGGUGUUUUUAUUUUUUUCAAAAAGGUCUUUGAAAGGCAAAAAUGUGAAUGUGCUUCAUUAUUAAUGUUCAUAUUUAAAAGGAAGCGGCACACUUAUUUAUAUUCCAUUGGCUAGUUUCAUGUACAAAGUGUCGCACAAACUGUGCAUGUAUAAAGAAACUGUAGCUACUAUGGUGUUAAGUGCACUUUGGUGAUUAGUGUUUUCCCUAGUUAUGGGGAUGUUUAUUUGGGGCCAAACUUUGCUGUCCAUAUUUGCAUAGUCGGUCCUGUUGGUUUCAGUGGGAUUAUUCUCUCGAGCAAGGCAAGCAUAUUUUGGCCCUUUGUUUUGGUUUCAGUGAACAUUUUGGAAACAAUUAAUGCAAAAACUUGCUAAGGAUUACUUUUUAUUUUUAUUGUUGAAUGACAAAAUUGUUUCUCUUUCAGUCUAUUCCAUGGUAGAAUGAAAAGGAAAGGCUUUUUAUCCCUCACCCCAACACUUUUCUACUGUAAUCUUCUGGAUGCAAUUAAACGUGAAUUUUUUUCCAAACUGA